CUGAACUACUUCAGGUGAACAUGUUUAAGUAAACACGUUUACAAACGCGAAAGUGUACGGUUACACGGUAGUUGCUGAAAAGUGUGUUUAGCUCUAAAACCGAUUGUCUACAACUGUCAACGAAUGACUGUGUUGUUGAUCUCUAUUUUGUAAUUGUAUCCAGAAAACGCGGGAUUUUCUCACUUGUUUAUACAGCAUUAUCAGCACAAAUGGAAUGUGUUUUCAUAUUGCUCAAUAUUUUUUUUUUACAAAUUGGGAAUUCAAACAAUAUGCACAGUAUAAUUUUUAAACUUAUUUAUUAUUAUUUUUUGAGCGAGAGUACCUAUCUCAGUUUUAAGAAAAUUAAGGUCAGGAUCAAUUAAAAAAUAUAUAUAUAUAUAUAUCUGUUGAUUUUUUUUUGUUGCAUUCGGUAAAAUAUUACUCGAACUUGUGCCAGAAACACUUUCCAUCUUGAAUUUCUGCAAAAGACUGUUUAUAUUCUAAACAGCCAAUCAGAGGCUAAUGUAGAAGAUAUGUCGAUCUGAACUACUUUGCCAACCUGUUUAAGUUAAAUGGGAAAUGGCCUCGAACGAAACAUGUUCAGACUGUGUGUAACCGCACUCAUCAGCUGAACAUGUUCACCUGAAGUAGUUCAGACUCCCGUGUAACCGCGCCCUAAGAUAAACUUAGGGAUAUGGAUUCUCGGAUAAAUCAAAGAUCAUUGCAGUAGGAAUAAGGUGAUGUAACAGUGCGAGUGUUAAAAUCGGUGAAUUUUAAAAACGUCGUUUGGUUCUUCGGGACAGGAUGUUAAUUUGCAGGAAGUUACAACACGUUAAACAAGCACAUAGCCUUCUGUCGAGAUUGUACACGCAGGCUGCCACAGCUCAACAGAAUCACAGACCUGUUCAAGAAAUUGUAAUACCAGUUCCUUGGGGUCACAUAGCAGGUAAGUGGUGGGGGCGGACAGACGUCCAGCCAAUACUCGGGCUUCAUGGCUGGGAAGAUAACGCCAACACGUUUGACGCGUUGGUGCCGCACUUGAACGUAGAGUCGUUUCUAGCCAUAGACUUUGUCGGCCACGGCAUGUCGUCGCACUUGCCGGUGGGCAGGUUCUACAACUACCUGGACUUUGUGUUGGUCGUGCGAAUGUUGCAGCAGCACUUCAAGUGGCGCAGGUUCUCCGUACUAGGGCAUUCGUUGGGCAGCUCCGUCGGGUUCAUCUACGCCGGUCUCUACCCGGACGCCGUGGACACGCUCGUGAGCAUUGAGUGCGCCCACUCGCUGGUAAUGGGGAACAAAACCUUCGAGCUCGAGAAGAUGAAACUGACCAUCGACAAGUCGCUGGCGCUAGAGAAGCAGCUCGGCAAGGGGCCGCCGGCGUACGAGCUGGACGAGAUGGUGCAGUUGCUGUACGAAGGGGUGCACCACACGCUGUCCCUGGACGCUUGCAGGACGCUGCUGCAGCGAGGGACUCGCGCGACGGAGAAGAACGGGAAGGAGUACCAUCACUUCUCGCGUGACCCCCGCCUGCGUGUGCAGUGGUUGGGGCGGUUGACUGAGGACAUCUACUACGCAACGGCGAAGCGGGUCGCGUGCAAGGCUCUCUACAUCAGAGCGAAGCAGGGACUCCUGUUUGGUGGCGAUGAAGAACGAGUGUACCUUAACACUAUUGGUGUUUUGAAAAACUCUGCGCUACGCUUUGAGUACCACGAAGUAGAUGGCACACAUCACACUCAUUUGAACACGCCUCUUCAUGUAGCACCAAUUAUCAACAAAUAUUUGGAGUGUUUAUCGUAGAAACAUUUGUUUUUAUUGUUUUGUACAUAUUACUCUGUUAUUGAGCUCUUUUAGUCCAGCAACACAAGUGUAUGGUGUUUUUACAAUAAUUGAGCACUUCUGAACCUAUACUCAGUAUUUUUACAUUGUUCAUCUUUGCAUAUUCUUCUGCCCUCAUACUUCAUAAUGGGUAAUGAUAAAUCACUGUCAUGUGUGCUUCCAAACUUAAUUUUCAUAAACUAGCAGCUUCAUAUUAUUUUAAAAAAAAGUGAGCAUUAUACAUGUUAUGUAUUGGCUAACAUGCAAACAAAGUUGCAAGAUAUUUAUUAUAUCUGUAAAUUUGGAAGAAAUCUAUUUUAUUUUUUAAAUAGUACUAUAUUACAGUGCACUCAUUUAAAAUCAAAUGUUUACAUACUGUAAUUAUCAGAUAUAAAUUAAUGUACUAUGUAGGUAUUUAAGUUUACUAAAUUAAGUUUUUUUUUUGACACUACCUGCAUGUCACUUGUGAAGAGACUAAAUUACUGAUUUUCCUAAAUUCUUAGUCAACAUUCCUGCUUGUAUUUGUUUUGUUUAAAUUAAAUUACAUUAUGUAGCUGUGUGUUACAGUUUGUCAGUGUAGUAAUUCACCAAGAACGUUUUUCAGCAAUUCCAUUGACACAGUGCUCUUUCAAUACAGAAUAAUUUACAUUUACCUACAACUGUAAUUAUGACUCUAAACAUCCAAAUAUUGGAUUCAGAAUUGUUCUGAUUAUUGUAAAUGCACUAUAUGUUGUUAAUAUUAUUUAUUAAAUAUCAAUCGUAUUUUGGUUAUAGCAUAGGCUAUAUACAGUAAGCUUAUUUAACCUGUUUCAUUCGUACGGAAGGAUGGUGUCAGGAAAAGUGAAGCUAUUAAUGUGUGUUUAUCAGACACAAGUUUUUUUCACUCAAAAUGUUCAAUUUAAAAUAGUUUCUCUUUAUUUAUUUAUUUAUUUAUUGUUUAAGCAUUGUUAAGUUACUCAUUAUUAGCUGUGGUAAACAUCGUUGACGGGUUAGAUUUCUGUUUUUUUCGCAAAGCCAUCUGGUGAAAUCGACUCCUUAGCCUUAUCAAUUUACAAAGACGAGGAGAUAAGUUAGGGUAACACAGACUGCAAUAGUGAACGUGAAGGGAACAAGUAUUACCAUUAACUUAUUUAUGCAUGUAUUUUACCGUCUGUGUUCAAAUUUUCAAUGAUGAUUGAUUUAAUUUGCAUUAUUAUUUAGUUUUGUACGAGAAAAAUGUUUUAGGAAGUUUUCCGGCAUGAUACAGGUGAAUAAUUUAAAAUCUACCUCAUUUUCAAUAGAUUUCCUGUAUAAAUAUUCAUAAAUUUUUUAACCUAUUCACAAGAGCUCUUGCCCAAAGAAAUAUUUGUCAACCUACUGAAAUCAUGAAACAUUAUUCACACUUAGAAUGUGUAUGUAGUUUUGUUUCGAGAAUUAAAAGUUCUUCUAUCACAAAUUUUAUGGCUCUCUUUUUGUGAAAUGUAUGAUGAUGCUUACCUAAACUUUUUUGGCAGUGUAAAGGAAGGGGAGUAUUACUGUGAUAAACUUCAAAUUAAUCAAAUGCUGUUGUAUUUUUUUUUAUUGUUAUGGCAGCAAAUGUUAAGUCAUGCAAAUACUUGUAGUACCGGUAUUUGUAUGUAAUAUUUUACUAACAUCACAGCCAUGCCUAUAUAGGUAUGUAAUAGGAUAUCCACACAAAUCUAUAAUUUAAUUUCCCUGUCUUUUCCCUUACCAAAAUUUCAAAAUUUUCUAAUUGUUUUUUAUAAUUUAUCUAACUUGCAAUUUUCUGAAAUAUUACAGAAAAUCCAGCAUCGAACAUCUCCAUAGCUGGCCUAGUUAUGUCCAUUUUUUUAAAAUUGGUUUUUGUGUUAAACUUACUUAACAGAAACAAGCCAUCAACCAAACUUUUGUUUACAUGAUACUGAAUCUCCUAAUAACAUAAUCUCCACUCAACCUCAACUCAGUUGCAAUAUUUUCUGUGUACCACAGUGCGGUGUAAAAUGCAGUAAAGUGUACUAAGUAUCUACCUGGUAAAGUAAAAACACUGAUUCCACCAUAGAAACUGAAUUUUCUGCUGCCCGAUUAUCCAUGUGUAAAUGAAUAGGAAGUGUGACAUCCAGUUACGUUAGUGUACCAACAAGCUACGUUUAUU
Messenger RNA from Bacillus rossius redtenbacheri, 3925 nucleotides. Its product is annotated as probable serine hydrolase. The record is from RefSeq and is a predicted model, not a curated record. Lineage: Eukaryota; Metazoa; Arthropoda; Insecta; Phasmatodea; Bacillidae. The transcript is spliced from 3 exons. The coding region runs from base 784 to 1776 and encodes 330 amino acids.